AUGAAUUAUGAUGAUGUAAAUAUCGAUGAGGUUGAAGUUGCACCUGUUGAUUGUGUAAAAGAUGGUAAUCCGAUUUCAGAUGAUCCACCUGCUUUUGCUGAACAAGAAGUUGGACGUUAUAUUCGUUUUGUUCGUAUGGUUGCUGAAGAUUUUAUUCUGUCUGAUGUUGUUUCAGCAAUGGCCAAACUGCAUUUGGGUUUAACAAGUAUCACUAUCAGACUUAUGCAUCUUAGUCCUCCAAUAGAGUUUCCUAACGGUACUAGACGAGAGAUGAAAGAGAAAGGUUAUCGUUAUGCUUUAAGGAGUUGGUCAAGAUUAAUGAAUACCGCUGGCAUUGAGUAUGUUUUGGUCCGUGUCAUAGAUAUUAUGGAGAACCAUAACAUCACUAUGUUGAGAGCUGUUGAUGCAUUUCAAGAGCAGUUUUCUGUCAAGGUUAGGGUGAUCAGGGUUUGGGAACACCCUGAAAGGCGGAAUCCCAGUCAACUAUACUCAUUAGACAUGAUUCUGAUUGAUGAAGAGGGUACAAAGAUUGAAGCAACAUGCUUGAAUCGAGUGUUACGACAAUUUCAACAAUCAUUAGUGGAAAAGUAUAUUGACAAUCAAAACAUGCUAUGUUUCCAGGGUACAACCGAAGCUAUUCAAUGUGAAGAUAUUGGUGGAUCCCCUUACGGCUUUGAUUUCAUGAGUUUUACUGACAUCUUGAACAGUAAUGUUGUUUCAAACUCUACAGUCGAUGUCAUUGGUUAUUUUACUCGCUCAUUUCCAAAAGAGACUGUAACUAACAAAGGAAGUGGGAAGCAAUCUGUUAAAGUUACCAUAGAGAUUUCACAUCUGGAGCGUAGGACAUUAUUUCUUACUCUGUGGGAUCAAUACUGUGAUCAAGUUUUGUCGUUUUUUGAGACUAUCAAAGGGAAAAAUGUUCAUGCAAUCAUUAUAUUGCAAUUUGGGAAGGUGUUGCGUAUGUUAACAAUUCAUAGACGUUUGAUUGAAAAUUCUGUUGAAGUUACUGAAUCCACGAGCCUUGGUUCCAUGGGAAAGUCUGUUGAAGAGGAAUUCUUGGAGAGCAAAUAUUUUUUCAAUAUUUGUGAUGUAUUUUCGUUUAUGACGGUUUGCAAGGUCAUUGUUUUGGGUAAUAUAAUGGGUGUUUACAAAGAUGAAGGAUGGUACAAGAUUCAACUUAGAGUUCAAGACCCUUCUGCCUCUGUUACACUUACUUUGUUUGAUCGUGAAGCAAGGAAGUUGGUAGGAAAGUCUGUUGAAGAGAUUCUUAAUGCCAACCCUGAAUUUCGUUCUGAUGCUAUGAAGAUUCCUGCUGAAGUAGAUGCGUUGGUUGGCGGGACUGUUGCUUUUAAAAUAGACGUUACCAGCUAUGUCUUGAAAUAUAACAUCCAUAAGUAUGGUAUACUCAAGCUGACUGUGGAUCCUAACGUUAUAUCUCAGCUUCAAGACAAGCAAUCUUCUUCCCAGAUAAGUUCUUCUCAGAAUUGUUCUAUGAAUAUCGGUGCUUCAGAAUUUCAGUCCGAGUCAUCUGAUGGUUUUAAGGACUAUGGUGUCAAAGGAAACCAGAACACGACUCUUGUAUCUAACAUGGCGAGCACCAUUUCACCUAUUGCUUUGGAUGUCACUGAUACACCUGCUUCCGUGUUAGUUAAGGAUGACGUGAAGCGAAACUUGGUUGAAGUCUAUGAUGUUGAGGAAGAUUCUCAUAUGUCUGCAACAAAGGUCCAUAAAUCUGGCGAGGUUAAGGAUGCCAAUAGUGCAGAGAAGAUGAAACUCAUCAUUCCUAAACUCGAGAAAUAG
This is a messenger RNA of Helianthus annuus (common sunflower), 1800 nucleotides long. RefSeq lists its product as uncharacterized. Gene Ontology annotation, biological process: DNA repair; DNA replication; DNA recombination. The record is from RefSeq and is a predicted model, not a curated record. Gene Ontology annotation, molecular function: DNA binding. NCBI's taxonomy places the organism in Eukaryota, Viridiplantae, Streptophyta, Magnoliopsida, Asterales, Asteraceae. Bases 1 to 1800 code for a protein of 599 amino acids. The transcript is spliced from 15 exons. Gene Ontology annotation, cellular component: nucleus.